GCUGGGGGACGGGUCCUCCAAGCUUCGCGUUGGUGGCUGUAGGACUGGGCUGAUCGUGGGAGUACCCCGGACUGGAUGGGCCGGGUGGUAGUGAGCUGGGAGGUGACGCUGGUGCGGUUGGGGGUUGUUGUAUGAAACCGGUUGCCGAGGCUGAGCAGAAUUCAGGGCCUCUUUCCGGACAUGGCGACUCACGUCAGCGAACUGGAGGCGGCGAAGAAGACGUUGACGGAGGCGUUAGGCGAGAAUGUGAAACAAUAUUGGGCAAACCUGAAACUUUGGUUCAAGCAAAAAAUAAGCAAAGAGGAAUUUGAUGUGGAAGCAAGGAGACUCCUUACUCAGGACAAUGUGCAUUCCCACAAUGACUUCUUGCUUGCCAUCCUCACUAGAUGUCAGAUCAUGGUUUCUGCUCCAGAAAGUGGCACUUCUCUACUGUGGACCAGUCCAUCUGCUGCCAAAUCAAGUAAACCUAAAAAUAAGAAAAAGUUUCCAUCUCUACGUGCAAAAUUUGAACAUCGUUUUCAAGCACAAAAUCCUUUAUCGGGAGCACAGCACUUCGUCGCAAAGGAUCCGCAAGAAGAUGAUGAUGUGAAAUUUUGCACUCACACAAUGGUGCUUCCCACAAGAGGCCAGCUUGAAGGUCGGAUGAUAGUAACAGCUUAUGAAUGUGGACUGGACAAUGUAUCUGAGGAUGCAGUGACAGCAGUGGUGCAUGCUGUGGAGAAUCAUCUGAAGGAUAUUCUGACAGCUGUGAUAUCCAGGAGGAGGUCAUACCGUUUACGUGAUGGCCAUUUUAAGUAUGCUUUUGGAAGUAGUGUUAAUCCCCAGCCAUAUUUAAAGAACAGCAUCGUUGCCUACAACAACAUUAUUGACUGUCCUCCUACUGGAAUGCCCACAACGGCUGGACCAAAUCCAGGAUCCCACAUAUCAUCAGAUGAUGUAGAGCAGCAGGCAGCUCUUCUCCUAGCCUGUUCGGGUGAAGAUAUGCUAGCUUCCUUGCCACCUGUCAACAUGUAUGAUCUUUUUGGAGCCCUCCAGGUGCACAGAGAAGUGAUUCCAGCCCACACAGUCUAUGCCUUGAAUAUUGAAAGGAUACUAGCAAGACUCUGGCAUCCUAGUCAUGAAGAGUUGGAGCAGGAUAAGAUCCACCGUCAGAGGCUAGCAGUCAAGGAGGGACUUGUUUGUUGACUGGUUUGGGCCAAAUGCUAGUGAUCAGAGCAUGCAUUGCCCCCACUGUGAACGAAUGCAGUAAUCAUUGCAUUAAGUCUGAUUUCUCCUCAACCUUUUGUCCGUGUCUGUCAUCACCAAUCAGAGUCUGCAAUGUUGAGAAGUCUGAAACAAACACAGAUCUGGCAGCAUCUCUGAGAGAGAAAUAUGACUCUUUUUCCCUGCUGAGUUUCUCCAGCAUUUUCUGUGCUUGCUUCUGAUUUCCAGCAUACCCAGUAUUUUGCUUUCAUUAUGGUGAGAAGCCUCAUUGGCAAUAUGUCGUGAAGUAUGUAAAUUGUAACAAUUUUGUUCAAAGUGUUCAUAAUUCUCAUAGAAGUUGGUUUAUCUGUCAAUUAAGAUAUGUACAUUGCUGAGGUUUACCUGCAAACAUCAGAGGCCAGUUUAAAUAACUUUUUGUCUGCUUUUAAAGUGUACUGCCUUGAAGUUAGUGAGCGUGAUAUUCAUGUACAGAUGUUCUGAAAUUCUUGCUGUUACAUCAGAGGUGUGGAUGUAUCUAAAAUAAACUGGUUUGUGUUUACUCCUCUGGUAAAGUAUGGGAUGGAAUUUCAAACAGACUGCUUUGAGCAAGGGUUUGUACUGAAUAUUCCACACCAUAAUUUGAAGGCUUGCAUGGUUUGUCAGUUUUGUCUAAUACCUGUCUACAGAUGAAACCUUGGUACUAAGUUUCAGAUUCUUCUUUGUUCAUCGGUAGUUUUUCAUAAACACUUCAACUGAGUAUAGAUAUCUCAUUCAAUAGGCAGAAUGGCUUGAGGUUUAAGAUUGCCAACACAGUAUAAUGACACUGCGAGAAUUUUAUUUUUAUACAAUAAAUUGACUGCAGUUGAUCAGUA
Molecule: messenger RNA, 2054 nt
Organism: Rhincodon typus (whale shark)
Lineage: Eukaryota; Metazoa; Chordata; Chondrichthyes; Orectolobiformes; Rhincodontidae
Gene: tada1
Product: transcriptional adaptor 1
Exons: 8
Coding region: 181-1185 (334 amino acids)
Biological process (GO): regulation of transcription by RNA polymerase II
Cellular component (GO): SAGA complex
Molecular function (GO): transcription coactivator activity
Source: RefSeq, a predicted model, not a curated record